GAGUCGAAGUGCUCAUGCUCAUCCAAUCGCUUAUAACUGCAAAACUAGAGGUCUGACCAGCAAGCUAACAUGCUCGAUAUUAUACCUUAAAACGGCCUCGACUUUGCAGCAAAAUAAAGGAAUGUUAUUCUUACCUGUUCUGAAUCAACACAUUUGGAUUUAAGACCAGGGCAAAGCAAGGACUUAAUCAACUUUAAAGCAGAAUGCUUUGGAACUAUCCCUAGCUCAUGCAUCGAUUGAAUUAUUCGCGUGCCAUUGACUGAGAGGCAGUCUGUUUAAUGCAUGAUAUCAAACGGGAAUGAGGAAUGUCAACGAGGCUAUAUUUCCUACGCACCGGCCACAGGAGAAAAUGAAUAAGACUUGAAAUGUCUGUCAUAAAAACUACAUGUGACUCGAUAUACAACCAUCUUUGGCCAGCUAUUUAGCUGGCAGUGUCAUCGUCCGGCAUUUGUACGGGGGUAUUGAGACUGAGCAGGAAACAACAGAAUGGCAUCCCUCCUUGACGAAGCCGGCAAACUGGGCUGGAUUCUAUUCAAGGCGUUAAUACGUUUCGCCUUCAUGUUGUUAAAUAACUGUGUUGCUAUCCCAUCCUAUUGCCUCUACUUAAUUGUGUUGCAACCUUUGAGAAUAAUGGACAGCCGCACUUUCUGGCAAAUCGAAGGACUAAUGUUCAAGUGGUUAUUAGCGAUGGUUUCCUCUUGGGGAUGGGUGGCAGGCUACACAGUGACGGAAUGGGGGGACGACGUGAAGCCAAUCUCGGAGGAAGAGACCAUGGUCAUCGUCAACCACCAGGCCACCGGGGAUGUCUGCACCCUCAUGAUGUGCCUGCAGGACAAGGGCAUGGUGGUGCGGAAGAUGAUGUGGCUGAUGGACCACGUGUUCAAAUACACAAACUUCGGCCUGGUGUCCUUGAUCCAUGGAGAUUUCUUCAUCAGACAGGGCAAAGCGCACCGGGACAAGCAGCUGGUGUACCUGAAGGACCACCUGGACAAGUUCUACUACAGCCGCGAGCGGAAGUGGAUCGUGCUCUUCCCCGAGGGCGGCUUCCUGCGCAAGCGGCGGGAGACCAGCCAGGCCUUCGCCAAGAAGAACGAGCUGCCGCACCUGACGCACGUCACGCUGCCGCGCCUCGGCGCCACGCAGGUCAUCCUCAAGACGCUGGGCCCGCAGCAGGAGAACGGCACCCUGGGAGCCGGAGACGCCUCCGCCACUGCCGGACCCACAGUAGGCAGUAAAUCCAGAGGUCUGCAGUGGGUGGUGGAUGUGACUAUAGGCUACCCUAAAGCCAGACCUAUGGACAUUCAGACGUGGAUCUUCGGCUACAGGCAGCCCACAGUCACACAUGUGCACUACAGGAUCUAUCCCAUAAAGGAUGUCCCCAUGGAAACCGAGGCCCUGACAGACUGGCUGUACCAGAGAUUUGUGGAGAAGGAGGACCUCCUGGCCCACUUCUACGAGACAGGAGUAUUCCCACCCCUCAAAGGUCAGACGCAAGCCGUGUCGCGCCCCAUGAUCCUCGACCCCAUGUGGCUGUGUGCCAUCCAGACGGGAGCCUUCGCCUCGGGCUACAUGUGGUACAGCCUCCUGCAGCACGCCUACUGCUGGUUCUUCUGAGGGAAGGGGAGAACACGCAGAGGACGAGUGGAAAAGGGGGGACAACCCGAAGAAGAAGAAGAAGAGGAGGAGGACUGGGAACUUGACUGACUUGACUUGACUGUCCAAAAACUGGCUCUGGGAUGUGUGUCCAGAUCCAAGCAGCCAUCCUUGGGCCUCUGCCUAUCUGUGCUGGACCCUGCCCUGGAUGGAUGAAUGUACAUUACCCAUUAGCUGAAAAAAGCAGAUGGACUGCUGAAGGACGUCAGGAAUCGUGUUUUAUUGUUUUUAAACUUUUGUUUACUUGUGUUUUUUGUUUUUGUCCGUUUUCCCCCCCGUUUCCUCAAAACACAUACAGAUUCAGACUUAAAAAACGAGGGAUGGACAGACACAUCAAUACAAGGACAGACCUAGAAACUAUAGUCUUGUUUACUCACACAUGAAAACAUGUAUUGUUUACAUGAUGACACAUACGUGUGCGCACACACACGUCCUGCAGUUCAUCUUAGAUACAAGAGCGAGGCUCAAGUUGACUGACAGAGGGGUGGACUAAUCGGAUUGGACGAACUCACGCUCUUUCCUCCCACCCUGGUUGGUUUUUUUUUGUUGUUGUUGUCGUUGUUGUUGUCGUUGUCGUUGUCACAACUUAGGCGUCUUUCAACUCCGCCCUUGCCAGUCUUGAGUUUUCAAAAAAAAAACUGCCACGUCCACUCUUCUCUCCCUCCCUCCCUCCCUCGCUCCCUCGCUCCCUCUCUCCGUCUGUGUGUGUGUAUGUGUAUGCGCCAGCCUGGAGAGCUGGUCCUCGGGCCGCGCAUAGACGUCCUUCCUCAGUCCGCCCCCGUCCGGUCACGGCCAGAGGGGGGGGGGGCAACGAGGCUCCUGGUCCAACCUCUUCUUCCGGCUUUGACCUCUCUCCCUCUCCCAGGAGCUGACCCUGGCCUGGGUCAAAGGUCAGAUCAGGGAGCGCUCUGUCCAGGAGUCAGGUGCCUCCUGGGAUUGCACUAUGGACAAAUGCUUCCCAUACCAAGCCCUACAUCCAUGCUUGUCCUGACAUUUCUUUUUUUGUUUGUUUUUGUUUUUUUGUCGCCCUUGGAUUAAUUGGAUAUGUCUACUGCUUUAAGUUUUUUUUGUUGUUGUUGUUUUUAAUGUUUCUGGAUGUAUUGUUUUCCUGAAUGUUUGUUUGUUUGUUUGCUUUGACAGUAUUGUGAACAGAGUAAGCGUCGUUUGUUUUACACUGGCUGUUGUCUGGCUCUGCAGCGUCUGGGUUUAGGAGUCGUGGUCUAGUUUUUCUGGGGCGUCUUGGUCUCUCCCCAAGACGUCUGGUUUGGAAUACGUCUGUGACCGCGAGUCUCAAGACGGGCUGGUCUCCACAGAGCUGAUGAAGGGACUCACUGAUGGCCUGUGGAUACUGCGUCCCCUUAACCCAACCCAACCCUGCCAGCGCACACACACACACACACACACCCACACACACACACACACACACACACACACACACACACACUACCAUCAUCAUGACUCGCCCUAAGUUAUACUGUCGCCUUCAUAUACACCAAUACUCUACUACACCGCAGCAGAGCCUGUAUGCAGAAGAAUCUGGGACAAGAGGCGAAAAACGAACCGAGUUAUUCUCCCUAUCCUCCACUGUCCCCUGCCCCCACCCACCCCACCCCCCCCACACACACACACCAAACGCAGACUCCAAAGUUUUUUGCAAAAUGUUUAAGCCAUAUGCUUAGUGUCUGUCUACCGAGGAUCAAUCAUGAUGACAGAGACUUAAACUCAAACUGAAUGACCUUGGGAAGUCUGCUUCUGGAAAGAAGACGAACAGAAAGAGAAACCAGAUUUGGCUUUGUUUUUGUUUUUCUCUAGGGGUCAUUACUGUAAAUUUGACAGCAUAACCUGCCUAAAGUGAGUGUGUGUGAUUGUCUGUCUGUCUGUUUGUCUGUCUAUAAUUUGUCCUUUUUUUUAUAUGUAUAAAUUAAUGACUGUCUGGUUGUUCUAUGUUAUAUCAGAGUUUUUUGACAAAUCACCAUUUAGUGGUCCGAUUUUAUUUUCAUUUUAAAAUGACUUCAGAUAUUGUCCUCAAAAGUCACGUGUGUUUAAAAUCUUGUACAUAACAAAACAAAAAAAAAUACCGAAGACGAGUUCCCCUCCGUGUGACUGCAGCAUUCUCUGUUAAAAAAUUAGGAGUUGUAUUUUUUUUAAUAUCAUGAAUGUUGAGAGGGGUUUUUAAAAAAAACGAAGGAAAAAAAGAAGAUUGAUCAGGACAAUGACGAUGCAGACUACUUCAGUGAAGAGAAAUUACGCAGACCUGCCUCACGCCUCAAUGUUGACUCACUUCCUUGUUGUUUGCCCUUUGACCUGGACGUGUUUUAUGUGCCACAGUGAGCAAAGGAGGGCGAGUUUCACUGUGAUGCUCUCCACAUGGACCUCAACCACUCUGGAAACUCUUUCGGCGGGCUCGUCACAGGCACGGUCCAGCAAUAACGCCAGACUCCUGCUGUUCAUCAAAACGGCCUCACGGUUUUCGGCAUCACGUGGCGCGAGACUGUGCUGCAGCGGAGAGAAACUCCUGGGAAUAACAAAGCGGUUCCUCCUGCUGGAAGGGGAUGUGUGGAAGAGCAGACUUUGGGGUCGGUUCUGGCUUGUGUAUGUGUGUGUAUGUGUAUGUGUGUACGUGAGCGUGUGUGCUUGUGUGCUUGAGUGUGUGUGUGUGUGUGUGUGUGUUUUAGUUUGGUCUGUGGUCCUGGUUGUGUUUUUGUGAGGUUUACACAAUACACUGGAUGUGUGUGUGGGGGUACAGGCAGGCUGGCAGAUGGGCGAGGCAGCAAACUGCACUGAGAGCAGUCCGUGAACGCCGCACUAACUUUCUCUUUCUGUCUCGCUUUCUCACUGUUGUUCCUCUCUCCCACUGCUCUCCCUCCACCCUAUUCUAGUUCCUCCCUUUCUUCCUUCUACCACUCUCCCCUUCUUCUUUCUCUCUCUCUUUCUCCUUCCUACCCUCUCUAUCUCUCUCUCCCCAAGAUUGUGCCAGGCCUCCUUGUGUCCACACAGCAGGGAAAGAAGAGUUCCCCGUUGUUUCUCUCUCUCUCUCUCUCUCUCUCUCUCUUUAUCUCUCUUUCUCUCUCUUUCUCACUCUCAUGUGUUUCCUGCUGUCUUAACAAUGGAGACAGGGACAAGAUUAUUUUCCUAGAUAAGGAUUUAGGGGGAAAGAGACAAAAAAUUAGGAAUUUAACAAAUUUACGCUAGACUUGUCUGUAAUUUUUUUUCCAUUUUCUACUCCCGUUCCCUUCUCCCUCCCUAGCAGCCCAGCCGUUUUACAGAUGGAAAAAAAAAUACCUGUGCUGGAAUAAAAACAAUGAACAGAA
Sardina pilchardus (European sardine) is the source of this 4964-nucleotide messenger RNA. RefSeq names its product lysophosphatidylglycerol acyltransferase 1 (gene lpgat1). Lineage: Eukaryota; Metazoa; Chordata; Actinopteri; Clupeiformes; Clupeidae. The transcript has 8 exons. The coding region runs from base 487 to 1614 and encodes 375 amino acids. The record is from RefSeq and is a predicted model, not a curated record. Gene Ontology annotation, biological process: phosphatidylinositol acyl-chain remodeling. Gene Ontology annotation, cellular component: endoplasmic reticulum; endomembrane system. Gene Ontology annotation, molecular function: acyltransferase activity.